CAUCGGUCAUUCUUUAUUGUGGAAGGAGUAAGUGGGUGGGUUUCGCUCCUGUUAUAUUUCUGCAAUGGCUUUUGUCUAUUUCCUGGCCCCUUUAAGAUAAAGACCAGCACAGGAGUUGCCAGGGAGCACACAUACCUAUUACCCCCUCCAGACGUUGUUGAACUACAACUCCCAUCAUCCUCCCUAGCCAUUGGCUGAUGGAAGUUAGAGUUUAGCAGCAUCUGAAGGGCCAAAGGUUCCCCACACCUGCGUUAAUCCAUUUACAGGUAGGCAUCUCAGUUUGCAUUUUCAAGCAGCAAGCUAGCUAGGGAUCAAUGUCCUUGAAAUGUCUAACCAUCAUAAGAAAGUUAGUUUCCCUCCUAAGAACACUACUGGUUUUCUCUGAAGUAACACUAUCCCAGAAGAAAGUGCAGGUUGUGCCGGUAGUUCCUGGUAUGUUCUAGAUCUAGCCCCAAAAUAAUAGUGCAUGUCUCAGGAUGCUGAUGGGCUGGGCUGAUGGGAGUUGUAUUUCAAGACAUCUGGAGGGCCAAAGGUUUCCCCACACCUGCCCUAAGCCCGUCAGCAAUACAAUGUAAGAAAUCUGUCCCGGAAGGGUUACAGGGCUCUGUUGAUGGCAUCCAGGGCAUACCUACCUUCCCCAAAAGGAACAAAUGUGAAGAAUGGCAAACCAAUUAUCUGUUUUAGUGUCAUGCAAGAGGCUACUUUCUUAGGUAGAAAGGAGGACCUGGAGGCUGCAAUUGGGCAUUAGUGGCCUAUGUUGCAUGCCAGUGCUCACUUGAUGACCCUUAAUAUACAGAUUCAAGAGCUGCUUUGUAGCAGACCACACAAAUACAACUAGAGCUAAUGAAGGAUGUAACUCUUUUUUUCUGUGCUGAUUAAUACACAGCCAGUAGGGCCUCUGGGUUUAUUCACAAGGAACAAGGAACUCUGCAAGAAAAACAUCUCAUGAGGGACUGGGCCAGUUUUCCCAUCAAUACAACAAACAAUAGUUUAAGUUUGCUGUAGAGAACCUUUGGCCCACCAGAUGUUGCUGAACUACAACUCCCAUCAUUCCCAGCUGUUGACCAUGCUUGCUGUGGCUGAUGGGAGUUGUAGUUCAGGAACUUCUGGAGGGCCAAAGGUGUAGCUGGAAGUGCCAAACAGCAUCAAACUGAAAUAACUGAUACAGAAGCCGAAUAGGACUUUAAUCAGCAUUAGUUUGUCCUGCAGUAAAACGUUAUGUAGCAAAUAGGCUCCUCCCACUACCUCAUUCCCCGGCAGCAGGUAUUCACACAGGCAUUACUACCUCUGUAUCUAGAGGUUAGGGACGCGGAUGGCGCUGUGGUCUAAACCACUGAACCCUUGGGCUUGCCGAUCAGAAGGUCGGCGGUUCGAAUCCCCGCGAUGGGUGAGCUCCUGUUGCUCGGUCCCAGCUCCUGCCAACCUAGCAGUUUGAAAGCAUGCUAAAAAGUGCAAGUAGAUAAAUAGGUACCACUCCGGUGGGAAGAUAAACGGCGUUUCCAUGCGCUGCUCUGGUUUGCCAGAAGCAGCUUAGUCAUGCUGGCCAGAUGACCCAGAAGCUGUCUGCAGACAAAUGCCAGCUCCCUCAGCCAGUAAAACGAGAUAAGUGCCACAACCCCAGAGUCGUCCAUGACUGGACUUAACGGUCAGGGGUCCCUUUACCUUUAGGUUAUCUAGCUAAUAGCCACCAAUUUAUUUGCUAUGAAUUUGACCAAUCUCUCUUUAAAGGCAUCAAACCAGUGGUCAUUGCCAAAUCCUGUGUCAGUGAAUUCCAUAAACUAAUUUGGAUGUUCGUCGUUUUGGGUAUGUCUUGACUCUGUUGCCAUUGAUGAGGUAGAGCAUUGCGUAGCAGAUGAGGGUUCCCUGUACAUGUUGGAACUACAACUGCCAGCACCCCUGGCCAUUUGACUAGGGUUGAUAGGAGUUGGAGUUCACAACAUCCGGAGAGGGCUGCCAAUUGGCUACCCCUGUCUACAGGAGCCCUUUGGGCAAGUUUAUUGGAAGCUAAAAAUGAAAGCAGUGUAUCAUUUAACUCUUGGUCAUUCAAUAUGUUAUUAUGUUGCUUAGCAUAUAAUAAGAGAGGCUUUCUUUUAAUAAUUUGCCUAAGCUCUUCCCUGAAACUACAUUUAUUGAGUCCUAAUUCAAAUAAAACAGCUCCUCUGUAGGGGAACACUUAGGACUGUAAAGGAAAUAUUUUGGGCUGAUUUCUUAGGCAUAAUUUCUUUAGAAGGCAUCUGCAACCCUUCUUGAGCAGGCUUGGCUUUCAGUCCCUGCAUAUAAAAAUCAUACCCACUUUUCUGCUUUAGACUUCUGCAAAAAUUGACUUUGGAGGCAACAAAAGAGUAGAAUUUAGAUAGGCAUUUGCUUCAAGUGGUUUUUUUUUUGUUUUUGAUUUUUGCAAAUUGCUUUGAGUGUGGGUGGUUCUUUUCAUCCAAGAUCACUGCGUGCCCCAAAUGAAUAAUACUUUGUAAGUAAAGUUAGUAACUUUAUAAAGUGAGAUGUAAGGUUAUUACAGAAUUUCUGCAUGCAGUCUGUCUUUAGCAUGAAGCAAACAAACUGUGUCCUAGUUUGAAUGUCACAGUCAAAUGGCUUCUCCAGGUCUAUGUUGUUGUGUUUUGUGUGUUUUUAACAUUUCACUAUACACUAAGUCACUGAGCUAGGUGCAAGCAGCUUCCAACCUCCUCUGAAUCAUCCCUUUAUAGGCAAGAUGCUCAUACUAGGGAUGGGGAACCUUUGGGCCCACCAGGUACUGCUGCACAAAAGUUCCCAUUUCUGACCAGGGGCUGUGCCGGUUAGGCUAAUGGGAGCUGGAGUCCCAACAUCUGCAAGGCCACAGAUUUCCCCAGCUCUGCCCUAAUGCUAGUAUCAGUGUGCUCCUAGCUUUAGGAGACUUAAACUUUCAUUUUAUAUACAGAUGGGAGGAAACCAGUCUCUUCUAGUGUGCCUAAUCUUGACUUAUAUCUUAUGUAUAACUGGAAGCAAACCAAAACAGGCAAUUUGCAUCUUAUGCGCAUUUAACAUGUGAUUUUAGCAAUACAUGCUUGGCAGCAGCUACAUUCCAGCCUUUUUCUUCUGCCUCUGUUUCUCUGCUUGCUCCCUCCCAUCGGUCCACAAACCGAUGUCUGCCCAGGCAAGUACUGCUUGGCAUGUUCUGUGAGUGGGGUGCCUUUGGUGGAAGUGUAGUAGCUCUGAGAAUGAAGAUCCGCAAUGUUCUCAUGAGAAGUUGCAAGAAAGGCUUUUCGGUCUGGGUGUACUUGAGGCCUCCAGCUUCCUCCCACCUCUGAGCCUUCAACUUGCCAGUUGCCCCCUUUGAAUAGUCAUGGCUUCUCAAAGAAUCCUGUGAACCUCAGUUAAAGGUACUGAGAGUUGUUAGGAGACCCACUUUCCCCCUCACAGAGUUAUAAUUCUCAAAGUUCCCAUGGUAAAAGGAUUGACUGUUAAGCCACUCAGGGAAUUGUAGCUAUAAGAGGGCUAGGGGUUUACUAACAACUGCAGCACCCAUAACAAAUAAAAGUUCCCAAGAUUUUUUGGGAGAAAUAAUGAUUGCUAAACAUAUGGCGCAGUUGGGGUCUCAUUUUACUUGCUAAAGAAUUGUGUUGCUGGUGCUGUAUACCCCACCGUGCCCAAUAAACAAUGGUGCCUUUCAGUAUCUUUUCAGACUUGUCUCUCUCUUCUAGCAAAAUAUUCUAUGGCAGAUGUACAUUAAAUCCAGUUUGAGAUUGCCCAUCUGAUAACAUUAUAUAAGUACAGAUGAACAGUCUAUGUAUGUAACUAAUAAAGCAGAAUGUAUCUUAUAGAAAUUGUGUGUGUGUGUGGAAUGUUUCAAAGGACCCUGCAUGGCACCUAGCAGUACCAUGAAGCUAGUGUCUUUUUUUUUUAUGGCCAGCAUAUUUCAUGCAUUUCGGUGUCAAAACAUUUUUUAGAAUCACACACAGGAGAUAGAUUUUGAUGCUGCCUCCCUAUAUAUACUGGCCACAUUCACAAAACACAUUUAAAACACUAUUGUUUUAAAUAGUCAUGGCUUCGCUCAAAGAAUCCUGGGAACUGAUUUGCUAAGAGGGCUGAGAAUCGUUAGGAGAAUCCUUUUCUGCUCCCAGAGUGGUUUAUCAAUCCCUCUUCACAGGGGACUCUGGGAAUUGUAGCUCUGUGAAGAGACUAGUGGGUCUUCUAACAACUCUCAGCACCUUUUGGUGGGAGCGAUGGUUGAAGCUCGAGAGCAGGCAGAGCUGCAGGCAACAUGACCACCAGUCAGAAGCAUCAGGACUUUGUGGCUGAGCCCAUGUGGGACAAGUCUCUUGGUACUUUAGCUGGCAUUGGAGAUGUACUUGGCAGGAAGCUGGAAGACAAAGGCUUUGACAAGACGUACAUGGUUCUGGGACAGUUCUUAGUGCUGAAGGACAAGGACCUCUUCCGCAAGUGGCUGACGGACACGUGCAGUGCCAACACCAAGCAAUCCAGACUGUUAUGGCUGCCUGGAGGAAUGGUGUGAUGCUUUCUUGUGAAUGUUGGCCAAAGCCUGAUGGAUGCUGCGAGGGCUUUUGUAGUUGAAUAGAGAUUGCUCCUCCCCAUCUCUCUCAGCACCUUCCAGCAUCUACACAGGCUGCUGAAGGCUAUUGCUCCCAACACUGGGGUGGGGUAGGGGAAGCCAUGGUCGCCUUUUAAUGUAACUGAAUCUUUUUUCCUCCAGGGACAGGAUUGAGAAACAUCAAAUGUUCUAAUUUGAUGCUCCAUGUAGGUCAUUGUUUUUUACGUGGCUUUAAUAGCAACCCCCCUCACUGUUAGGCCACCCAACUCCAGAAACAGAACUGUCUGCUAACAAUAAUGGAAGCUCCCCUACUCCCUUUGAGCUCCAAUUAGAAUGAGGUUUACCCGUCAAUUCUGAAGACAAAAGAUGUUAGUAGGAUUAUUAUUUUUGUGAUUUCUCUCCAGUGUUUGAUCCCCACUGAUAUAAGCAAAAAUCUGCCCUUAUUCCCUUAUUGCAGGGGUGUCAAACUCAAAUUCAUCGGGGGGCGCAUCAGCAGUUUGGUCACCCUCAAAGGGCCGGUUGUAUCUGUAGGACUAUGUGUCCACUCUUUAUUAUCAUAAAUUAUUGUCACUGCAUUCAAUUAUUACUGUUUUUUGUAAUAAUGUAAGUAAUAACUAGCUCUGAAAGCAGAAACAUAGUCAGAAUAAUGGCAAGUAGAUAUUCAAACGUACAAUUAUUGUACAAUUUAUUGAAAAAUGAUUUUUGAUAACUGCACUGGGUGGUGGAGGCUCGCUAGGGUUUCAUGCAGGACCUUUGCAGAGCUACUAGUACCUGGAGAUGCUGGGGUCCUUCCGCAUACAGGACAGAUGUUCUGCCAGUGAGCCACCACCCUUCACCAAAGGGACUGGCUGAGGUUGACUCACUGGAGCUGCUCUCCUGGUUCCAGGGUUUAAGGGCCAGAAGUAUAAAGCAGCAUCCUAUG
Molecule: messenger RNA, 5447 nt
Organism: Zootoca vivipara (common lizard)
Lineage: Eukaryota; Metazoa; Chordata; Lepidosauria; Squamata; Lacertidae
Source: RefSeq, a predicted model, not a curated record